AUGGCAGAAUGCAAUCAAUCGGAAUUCGUCGACGAGUGGGAUGCCCUUAGCGCCGCGCUUUUCCUCCCUCCUCUCGACCUCUACGGGGAUUUUGUCUGGCUCCCAUCCUCCGAAUAUGGCGACAACGCGGCGACCCUGGAGCCAUUCAACUAUCCUCCCGUCCCUGCGUCCUCCGCAACCCAGGCCGCAGCUGGCCCUGCGCCUUUGACCGGCCUUGAUGGCGUCUUCACUUUGAAUGACGACUUCCCUUUAAACCUCGGCACCUUCGUUCCUUUCAACGAGCAGCAACUUCCGUCAAUCUUCGAGCCUGAGCCUCAAGACCGGGAACUCGGAUUGUACGAUGACCCUCCCAUCUUCACCGACCCCUUUAAAUCUUCAAGCAAGUCGCGUCGCGUGCCACCUGGUUCACGCGUGUCAACUUCGACACAAAGGGAGAUCAAGACCAUCAGGCCCCAACAGAUCUUGCUCAUGGAGGAUCGGUUCCACGGGCGAGCAGAGGACGCGUUGAUGGCACGGGUGAACGCUCAGUAUCGUGCGGACGUCUCGGUCAAGCCUGAACCAUCCUCUUCAACCCCUGCUCGUCCUCGUAGGGACAAUGUCGUCUCAGCUCCCUCUACCCCUUUGAAAAGGCCCUUGUCUGUGCGCGAGUCACCUGCGGCCAAGACACCUGCGGCCAAGACGGCUACUGUCAAGACAGAAGUCAUCGAGUCGAUCUCAUCCUAUUCUCGCGCCUCACGUUAUAUCGCGCCUCUGCCUCGCCGAGCCAGCGUCAAGCGAACUCCUUCCUCCACACUCCCUUUCCUCUACCCACAGCCGGAAUUUGUCAACAGUCCUAUCUCAUCAUCCGCAUCGUUAUCUCACCUCGACUCGGAUUACGAGUUCCACCGCGACGACGACGACAGCGACUUCCUCCCUUCCGCCUCCUCCAGUCCCAGGAAGAAGCAAAAGCGCGCCGGCGGCUACCACUUGCAAGAGCGGAAGGGCAAGAAGACACAACUCCAAAUCGUAUUAGAAGACCUUCCUUUCACUCUAAACGACAUCCUUUACGCCAAUGGCCUUUACCACUGUCCUUUCAGCACCUGCGGUCAGACUACCACCAGUGAGGGUGACCUUGGUCGACACCUCGAAUCCAGCAUCCACGCAACCCAUCGAUACAUUUGCCUUGCACCUCAAUGCCUCAGCGACUUUGCUCGUGAAGACUCCAUGAAGCGCCAUCACGGUAACAAUCGGGGCAGGAACCACAAGGCUGACCACGAUCGUCUCGUGCGACAAGGAUUCGCGUUUAGGGUCAAGAUCAAGGAUGUAUCAGCCGUCAAAGAGCAAAUCAAGGCUCUUCAAGUUAACCCAAUCCAAGCUCCCUCUGCUGCUUGA
Molecule: messenger RNA, 1371 nt
Organism: Coprinopsis cinerea okayama7#130
Lineage: Eukaryota; Fungi; Basidiomycota; Agaricomycetes; Agaricales; Psathyrellaceae
Exons: 2
Coding region: 1-1371 (456 amino acids)
Source: RefSeq, a predicted model, not a curated record